Molecule: messenger RNA, 3890 nt
Organism: Melospiza georgiana
Lineage: Eukaryota; Metazoa; Chordata; Aves; Passeriformes; Passerellidae
Gene: C22H1orf159
Product: chromosome 22 C1orf159 homolog
Exons: 11
Coding region: 269-853 (194 amino acids)
Source: RefSeq, a predicted model, not a curated record
GGAACCUCGGCGGUGGCGGGGGGAUGCUCGGGGGAGCCCGCAGGUUCCUGGUGCGAUGAGCAGCACGGCAGCAGCCUCGGGGCUUUGCUGGCAGCUGGGCAAGGUGCACGGGGCUGCAGGGAUGGGAAUCCAGGCAGGACUGAGCUGAGGGAGCUGCGGCCUUCAGCACGAGGACCCAGCACUCCCAAGUGGCUUUUCCACCCAAACUUCCCCUUUAUUAUGACCUGUUCCUCAAGGGUGUUCUUCUAGAUCUGUGUUUUCCCUGGGAAUGGAGGUGCCCUUCGUGCUGCUCCUGACCAGGCUCGUGGCAGAAGUUGCAGGAAAAUCCACAGAAAACUCAGUGCCAGACCCAGAAUGUUGUGUGGAAAUGUUGGAUUCCAACAGCUCCUGCCCAGUCACCCAGCAGUGCAGCCCAGGAUGCUACAGGAGGUGGAAUGAGGAUGGGAGCAGCAGCUGCAUCAAAUGCAGGAACGAGACCCUGCCCAGCCCCUCUGGGCACAACCUCAGCGAGUGCAGGAACUCUGGGAGCAGAGGGAUGAACUCCCACGUGAACAUGAGCUCUCCUUUCAUCCAGAACUUUGGGGGCCCCGAAGUCGCCGCCUCUCUGAUUCUGGGGACGUUUUUCCUCAGUUUAUUCCUGAUCCUUUCUGUGGCUUCUUUCUUCUACCUCAAACGAGCCAACAAACUCCCAAAGAUUUUCUACAGAAGGAACAAAGCAUCUGUUCUCCAGCCCAGUGAAACAGCAUCCAUGAUCUCUCCUCCAACUUCUUCAGUGCGGAAGCCGCGCUACGUCCGCCGCGAGCGCGCCCUGGUCCCGCCCGGCACCGCCGACAGCCGGGUCAGCAACGUGUGAGCCCGAGCCCGGAGCGUCCCCGGGACACCCCUGGGAGCUGCUGAUCCCACAGGAGCCCCAGAGGGCUUGUGCUGAAUCCCUGGGAGCUGCUGAUCCCGCAGGAGCCCCAGAGGGUUUGUGCUGAAUCCCUGGGAGCUGCUGAUCCCGCAGGAACCCCAGAGGGUUUGUGCCACAUCUCACCCCCAGCUCUCGGCGGCGCCGGCCCGGGGACAUUUGGGGGCUUUGGAGAGUCCUGGUGCUGCUCCAGGGGGUUCCUGCCCCAGGAUGGUGGAAUUCCUGAGGGAUUUGGGGGAUUUUUCCUCUUUGGGGAGAAUUCCUGAGGGAUUUGAGGGAUUUUUUUUCCUCUUUUCAGAGAAUUCCUGAAGGUUUUGGGGGAUUUUUGGUGUUUGGGGAGAAUUCCUGAAGGAUUUGGGGACUUGUGGAGAGAAUCCUUAAGGAAUUUGGGGGGUUUUCCCUGUUUGGAGAGAAUCCUUAAGGAAUUUGGGGGUAUUUUCCUGUUUGGAGAGAAUUCCUGAGGGAUUUGGGCGAUUUUUGGUGUUUGGAGAGAAUCCUUCAGGAAUUUGGGGGAGUUUUCCUGCUUGGGGAGAAUUCCUGACGGAUUUGGGGACCUGUGGAGAGAAUCCUUAAGGAAUUUGGGGAGUUUCACUAUUUGGAACAAAUCCUUAAGGAAUUUAGGGUGUUUUUCCUGUUGGGAGAGAAUUCCUGAGGGAUUUGGGGACUUGUGGAGAGAAUCCUUCAGGAAUUUGUGGAAUUUUCCUUGGGAUGUGACCCCAAAACUGGAGCUGGGAUUUGGGAUGUGGAUCCAUCCUGGGCUGGACACUUGGCAAAGGGAUCCUCUCAAGUGCCACUGCUUUAACCUGGGACAGCAAUUAAUUAUGCUAAUUAAUUAUGCUAACUAAUUAUGACAAUAAUUAAGAUGCAGAAUCCUUUGGAAGCAAAUCCCAGAUCCCACUGGGAGCUCUCCUGGUGCUCAAUCCAGGCCUGAUCCCAAAUCUUGGGAUUUUUUGGGGAAUUUUUCCAGCUCAGUCCUUGGAUUAAAUGUUCUCCAAGGGAUAAUCCAUUCCUGGAAUUGGGAAUUCCUGCUUUUGGGGCACUCAGGGAUUUUUGGGAUGAGCCACAGGGGUUGGGACAACUCCUGCCAGUGGAAAAAAGGGAUUUUGGUGUGGGAAAUGCCUGGAAUUUGAGCUCCAGAGGCAUUCCCCAAUUCCAGGCAGCCUCAGCUUCUCCCAUGGACCUCAUUCCUGCCUGAGGAAUUUUGGGAAGCUCAAAGAGCUGGAAAAGGAUUUUUUCUCCUGGCUGGGUCUCUCUCCUGCAGCUUUUCCAUCCAGGCCUGAGGGUCCUAAAUCCAUGGAGAAGUCCUAAAUCCGUCCUAAAUCCAUAGAAUUUCACUGUCACCCCCUGGAAUUCCAACUAUUUUCCCCCUGGCUGGGCUGGUUCUGGGAUCCAUCCCAAACCCAUCCCAAAUCUAUCCCAAAUAUCUGGAAUUUCCCUGUCACCCCUGAAUUCCAACUCUUUUCCUCCUGGUUCCGGGAUCCAUCCCAAACCCAUCCCAAAUCCCUGGAAUUUCCCUGAAUUGCAGCUCUGAGCAUUCCCACAGAAAUCCUUUGGCUCCUCAGCAUUCCCUGCCAGGCAUGGGAACGGGAACUUUGCUUCUCCCCUUUUUUUCCCAAAUUUUUUAAUGGGAAAAUGAGACCAGAACUCUUGCAUCUGCCGCCCACCUGGAGAAUCCACAUUUCCCUGGGGUUCCAACCUUCCUAGAGGAGAAUUUGGGAUGGGAAGAAAUCCAUUUAUCCCAUGGAAUAAUCCCAUUUUUUCUGGGAACUUUGGGGCAGCUGGAUUUGCUUUUAUCUCCUUAAAAAAAAAUGAGGUUUUGGUGGAAUUUUUAGGGGUAAAACCCAAAUCAUGGAGAGGCUCCUGUGCCAAAAAAUUCCAAAUUUUUCCUCUUUAUUAUGAGAAAUAAAAUUCUUUUCCUCCUGGCCAAGGAAUUCCAGUUGAAAUUCCCUUUUUUUGAGUAUUUGGGAAAUUCCAACUUGGAAUUGUGAUCAUUUCCAUUUUUUGUGUGCUGCUGAGAUUUUUUUCCCUUCCCAAGUAGGAAGGUUUUAUCCUGGAAUUCAGAAUUCCUGAGGAUUUUCCAAAUUCCUGAGGAUUUUCUGGAUUCCAAAGGGGAAAAAAAAAAAGGAGGAACUAUGCAAAUAAUUCCAAGGAAUUGCACCUCUGGAGCUGGGAAUUCCUGUGUGUUAAUUCCUGUCCUGCUUAAUUGCUGAGUUUUAAUUUAUUGAAGGAUCAGCUCCUUUUUCUGUCUCUUCUCGUGUGGGAUUUGCUUUAGUUGUUGUCUAAUAAUGGAUUUGUGACAUUAAAAGUGGGAUUUGUGUAAACAUCUAAAAAUCUAAUUCUGUGUGUGAUUAAAAUCAAGUUUUUCUCAGUGAUUUUUACCCAAAAUCCUGAAAUUUUUACCCAGAAAAUGUUGAAAUCCCCAAAUUUUUACUCAUUUUUGGGGUGUGGUUCAGCUUUGUCAUUGCUGUGAACUCCUGCUUGAGUUUGGGGGGUUUUGGGGUUGGGUUUUGGGUUUAGUUUGGGUUUGGGGUUGAGCUUUGGGUUUCAGUUUGGGUUUUGUGGGUUUAAUUUUGGGUUUUGGGGUUUGAUUUUUUGAGUUUAGGUUUGGUUGGGGGUUGAAUUUUGGGGGGUUUGGGUUUUGUGGGUUUGGGUUUGUGCUUGAGUUUGGUGGGUUUAGAUUUGGAUUUGAGGUUAAGGUUUGGGUUUAAUUUGGGGCUUUGUGGUUCAGUUUUGUGGGUUUAGUUUGGCUUUAUGGGUUUAGUUUGGGGUUUGGGGUUGAGCUUUGUGGGGUUAGUUUGGGUUUGGGUUUCAGCUUUGGUUCUGUGGGUUUAAUUUUGAGUUUUCUGGGUUUCUCCUUCAUUUCCACCAUCAAAUUCCUUUUCCAAAGUGCUGCUUUGGGUUGAAAACAAUAAAAUUGUGCUUUAAAACUCGGUUUUAACCCCCCAAUAUUUCCUGCAUUUGUACCUUUGUAAACAGUGCCAAA